UCGCCGCGCCCCGGGCUCCGCGCACUCGGGCACUCGGGACCCGCAGGGCGGCGGGCGGCCGGGUCGGAGCGGCGGCCGCGGGAGCCGGGGAGCGGGGAGCCCGCAGGAGCCGGGGAGCCCGCAGGCCGGGCCCGGAGCGCGACGACCGCCGCCAGCCCACCGGUAGUCGUGUUCAAGGUGUGGAACGGGUGUCGCGUGCAUCACUCCACAGUCCGCACACCCUGCUGAGGACCCCACAGCCCGCUGCAGCCCCGGAGCUCACCGGCCUGCCCCUUAGGGCCCUACUCCUAGAGGGAACCGGAAGAGACAAUGGCCAAAAUGGAGGUGAAAACGUCACUUCUGGACAAUAUGAUUGGGGUUGGAGAUAUGGUUCUCCUAGAGCCUCUCAAUGAGGACACCUUCAUCAACAACCUCAAGAAGCGCUUUGACCAUAAUGAAAUAUAUACGUACAUUGGAAGUGUGGUCAUAUCCGUUAACCCAUACCGGUCGUUGCCCAUUUAUUCACCAGAGAAAGUAGAAGAUUACAGGAAUAGAAAUUUUUAUGAACUGAGCCCUCACAUCUUUGCCUUGUCAGAUGAAGCAUACAGAUCCCUAAGAGAUCAAGAUAAAGACCAGUGUAUUCUCAUUACUGGAGAAAGCGGAGCGGGAAAAACAGAGGCCAGCAAGCUUGUUAUGUCCUAUGUAGCAGCUGUUUGUGGAAAAGGAGCAGAAGUGAACCAAGUCAAAGAACAGCUUUUGCAAUCCAACCCAGUUCUGGAAGCUUUUGGAAAUGCCAAGACUGUAAGGAAUGACAACUCUUCUAGAUUUGGCAAAUACAUGGAUAUUGAAUUUGAUUUUAAAGGCGAUCCGCUGGGAGGAGUGAUAAGUAACUAUCUUUUAGAGAAGUCUCGAGUUGUUAAGCAGCCAAGAGGUGAAAGGAACUUCCACGUGUUCUAUCAGCUGCUCUCCGGUGCCUCUGAAGAGCUCCUAAAUAAGCUUACACUGGAGCGGGAUUUCAGCAGAUAUAACUACCUGAGUUUGGACUCGGCCAAAGUUAAUGGAGUGGACGACGCAGCCAAUUUCAGAACUGUUAGGAAUGCCAUGCAGAUUGUGGGUUUUAUGGAUGAUGAAGCCGAGUCUGUCUUGGAAGUGGUGGCAGCGGUGUUGAAACUGGGGAACAUCGAGUUCAAGCCCGAAUCUCGAGUGAAUGGUUUAGAUGAAAGCAAAAUCAAAGAUAAAAAUGAGUUAAAAGAAAUCUGUGAGUUGACCGGCAUUGAUCAGUCUGUUCUAGAACGAGCCUUCAGUUUCCGAACCGUUGAGGCCAAGCAGGAGAAGGUUUCAACUACACUGAAUGUGGCUCAGGCAUAUUAUGCCCGUGAUGCUCUGGCUAAAAACCUCUACAGCAGAUUGUUUUCAUGGCUGGUAAAUCGAAUCAAUGAAAGCAUUAAGGCGCAGACCAAAGUGAGAAAGAAGGUCAUGGGUGUUUUGGACAUUUAUGGCUUUGAAAUUUUUGAGGACAACAGCUUUGAGCAGUUCAUUAUUAAUUAUUGUAAUGAAAAGCUACAGCAAAUCUUCAUUGAACUUACCCUCAAAGAAGAGCAAGAGGAAUAUAUACGGGAGGGCAUAGAAUGGACACACAUUGACUAUUUCAAUAAUGCUAUCAUUUGUGACCUAAUAGAAAAUAACACAAACGGAAUCCUGGCCAUGCUGGACGAGGAAUGCCUGAGACCUGGCACGGUCACCGACGAGACCUUCUUGGAGAAGCUCAACCAAGUGUGCGCCACCCACCAACACUUUGAAAGCAGGAUGAGCAAGAGCUCCAGGUUUCUCAACGACACGUCCCUGCCUCACAGCUGCUUCAGAAUUCAGCACUAUGCUGGCAAGGUGCUGUACCAGGUAGAAGGAUUUGUUGACAAGAACAAUGAUCUUCUCUACCGAGACCUGUCCCAAGCCAUGUGGAAGGCCAGCCACACCCUCAUCAAGUCUUUGUUCCCUGAAGGGAACCCUGCCAAGAUCAACCUGAAAAGGCCUCCUACAGCAGGCUCACAGUUUAAGGCGUCUGUGGCCACACUGAUGAAAAACCUCCAGACCAAGAAUCCGAACUACAUUAGGUGCAUCAAACCAAAUGACAAAAAAGCAGCACACAUCUUCAACGAGGCUCUAGUAUGUCAUCAGAUCAGGUACCUGGGUCUUCUGGAGAAUGUCCGAGUGAGGAGGGCAGGCUACGCCUUCAGGCAGGCCUAUGAACCUUGCCUAGAAAGAUACAAGAUGCUUUGUAAGCAAACAUGGCCUCAUUGGAAAGGACCAGCGAGGGCUGGCGUGGAGGUUCUGUUUAAUGAAUUAGAGAUUCCUGUGGAAGAGUACUCCUUUGGUCGAUCAAAGAUAUUCAUCCGGAACCCGAGAACAUUAUUCAAACUAGAGGACUUGAGGAAGCAGCGUCUUGAGGACUUGGCCACUCUCAUCCAGAAGAUUUAUCGGGGGUGGAAAUGCCGCACACAUUUCCUGCUAAUGAGAAAAAGCCAAAUCGUCAUAGCCGCCUGGUACAGGAGAUACGCGCAACAAAAGAGGUAUCAACAGAUCAAGAGUUCUGCUUUGGUAAUUCAGUCUUACAUCCGGGGUUGGAAGGCCCGAAAAAUCCUAAGGGAACUGAAGCACCAGAAGCGCUGCGAGGAAGCGGCCACCACCAUUGCGGCGUACUGGCAUGGUACCCAGGCGCGAAGGGAACUGAACCGGCUGAAGGAGGAGGCUAGGAAUAAACAUGCUAUUGCAGUUAUUUGGGCUUACUGGCUUGGAUCCAAGGCUCGAAGGGAAUUGAAACGCUUGAAGGAGGAGGCUAGGCGUAAGCAUGCAGUUGCUGUCAUUUGGGCUUACUGGCUUGGAUUAAAGGUACGUAGAGAGUACAGGAAAUUCUUCAGAGCCAAUGCUGGAAAGAAAAUAUAUGAAUUUACACUUCAGAGAAUUGUGCAAAAAUACUUCUUGGAUAUGAAAAAUAAGAUGCCUUCCUUAUCUCCAAUAGACAUGAACUGGCCAUCGAGACCUUACCUAUUCUUGGAUUCUACUCACAAGGAGCUAAAAAGGAUUUUCCACUUGUGGAGGUGUAAAAAAUACAGAGACCAGUUCACUGACCAGCAGAAACUUAUUUACGAAGAAAAACUAGAAGCCAGUGAACUCUUCAAAGACAAGAAGGCUUUAUACCCAUCUAGCGUUGGGCAACCAUUCCAAGGAGCCUACCUGGAAAUCAACAAGAAUCCCAAGUAUAAGAAACUCAAGGAUGCCAUUGAAGAAAAGAUUAUCAUUGCUGAAGUUGUGAACAAAAUUAACCGUGCCAAUGGGAAGAGCACAUCCCGGAUUUUCCUCUUAACAAAUAACAAUCUCCUCCUUGCUGAUCAAAAGUCGGGGCAGAUCAAGUCAGAGGUUCCUUUGGUGGAUGUGACCAAAGUGUCCAUGAGCUCACAAAACGAUGGCUUCUUUGCCGUCCACCUCAAAGAGGGCUCCGAAGCAGCUAGUAAAGGAGACUUUCUCUUCAGCAGUGAUCACCUGAUUGAAAUGGCCACCAAGCUGUAUCGGACGACUCUCAGCCAAACCAAACAGAAGCUCAAUAUCGAAAUUUCGGACGAGUUCCUGGUGCAGUUCAGACAGGAUAAAGUAUGUGUGAAGUUUAUUCAGGGCAACCAGAAAAACGGGAGUGUCCCAACGUGCAAACGAAAAAACAACCGUCUCCUUGAAGUGGCUGUUCCUUAACUGGUUCCUCCUCUCUGCUUUCACGGACUCGUUUCCUUGUAAUAGUGCAAUUUUGUUUUGUUUUGUUUGGGGUUCAUUGUAUGUUUGGGGAUUGCCAAAGGCCAAUACUGUUAGAGACCCUUGGCAAAAUAAAAAUAUUUGACUAAUCAAUUUUUAUUAUUGGAAUAGUUUUAACCCUUAAAAUAUACAGGCUGUCCUGGGACAGGAUUAUAGAAGCUAACGGUGUCUGUGCCAUGUCCUGUGUGCUCUUUGUUUAGCCAUCAUGUUAGUUCGGUGUACCCAAGAUCAACAUAUUACUCAUAAAUCGUUAUUAUUUCUAAGUAGAGGAAAUGGUCCCAAGGGUUAGUGCAUCCGUUCAUCAGGUAUUUAUUGAGGGCCUGCUCUUUGCUAGGCGCUGUGCUGGAUGACACGAAGCUGGUUAGGAAGGCUCUCACUUUCCAGGCCGUGGCAUCCUGGCUGACUUGCGCGGCCUUUACUAGUGCGAAGAGAGGUUGAAGACCUUGAAACCCAGACAGUAAAUGUUGCUGAUGACCAGCGUUAUUCCAAAUCCUGCGGUGUGACCUUUAACAAAUACACUUAAAUAAGGGCUGGUCCUAGAAAGUAGAAAUAUAUGACCCAGCAAAAUGCCUCUUCGAGUGGUUUCUACUUGAAAAGAGAAAACUGACAUUUGAACAGGACUUUCAAUUUGUCUGGAUCUUGUCAUUGCUUUUAACAGUAGAAAACAGUCAUUCUUAUUGUAGAAAAAGUGACAGAAGUAGUCUGGUAAGAUUAUAUUUUCCUGUUUCUGGUAAACCUCAUCUAUGAUCCUACAUAGGCCAAUAUUUUAAACAGUGAAAGCAGUCAAGGGCUGAAAGCCUUUCAGAGAGCGGCAAGCAUUCUGUACGACGUGCAAUAAUCAUCCAAGAUCUUUUUUGAAAGUUUUAUUUAUAAUACACAUUUUGUAUGAAAGAGGUGAUUGGUACAGGGUGCAUAUUGUAGUGAAGGAUCAAAACUGUUCAUGUUAAUUUGCAGGACUUUUUUGUUUUUUCAAACUUACAAUAAGGAUUCAUUUUGGAAACAACAUUUUAAACUUUGGAAUCAAACUGUUUCUUAUUCGGGAGGAUAAUGUAUAUACAUUGGUAUGUUAAAUAAUAAAACCGCUCUAAUUUGGUGCCA
Messenger RNA from Nyctereutes procyonoides (raccoon dog), 4875 nucleotides. RefSeq names its product myosin IB (gene MYO1B). Gene Ontology annotation, cellular component: cytoplasm; brush border; actin cytoskeleton. NCBI's taxonomy places the organism in Eukaryota, Metazoa, Chordata, Mammalia, Carnivora, Canidae. The coding region runs from base 310 to 3720 and encodes 1136 amino acids. The record is from RefSeq and is a predicted model, not a curated record. The transcript is spliced from 32 exons. Gene Ontology annotation, biological process: actin filament organization; vesicle transport along actin filament. Gene Ontology annotation, molecular function: actin filament binding; microfilament motor activity; ATP binding.